This is a messenger RNA of Pochonia chlamydosporia 170, 309 nucleotides long. RefSeq lists its product as hypothetical. The coding region runs from base 1 to 309 and encodes 102 amino acids. NCBI's taxonomy places the organism in Eukaryota, Fungi, Ascomycota, Sordariomycetes, Hypocreales, Clavicipitaceae. The transcript has a single exon. The record is from RefSeq and is a predicted model, not a curated record.
AUGUCCAGGACACAUCUGAAACCCUCCCCUUUGUGGCCAAAUCGCAAGGGGAUACGUGCACCUGGACCGAAAGGAAAAAAAAGACCAUCGGUCGCCCCACUGGGCGAGCAUCAUUUGGGAGCACAGAUAUCAUUUGAGCAAGCAAGUCGCCAGGCAAAGCAAGGGAGGGAAGGGCCAACUUUGGACGACAGCGAGCAUGGGACAUGGAGCAUUGUGGAGAGAUACAUAGUAGUCAAGGCUCGGAAGCCGAGAUGGAGAAUACACAGACACAUGGAUGGAUACUUGAUUGCGUCGAGGGCAAGUCUGUAA